GUCCCUUUUUUACAGUUCCCAGACCCUGAAGGACACAUAUACGCCACUCGAGUGAAACCACGAACAAAAAUAUAUACCCUUAUCUACCCAAAACUACAAUGAUAUACCUCAAAAGCUAGCUUCUCUCCCACACUACUACACGCCAAUAUCCAACACCAUGGGCUUGCACAUGUUGGCGCUAGCCAGCAAGAUCAACUUCUUAUCAGUUUCACACAGUGUGGCUCCAGUACUUGUAAGCCUAAUAUGCCCUUUUGCGCUUAAAGUCGCAUUCAGUGUUGGGAUUGUUCGUCGUGGUUAUGCCGACUUGGUUUAUGCGGCGAGGCUCUUCUUUUUCCAGAUGAGUCAAAUUGCGCUUGAUAGAGAGCCUUCUCUAAGCAGCGGUGGCAGUACCAGAUGGGAAAGAGUUGUCCGGUUAGUCUAUCAGAGGGUAGCCCAUGCGAGACGGACAACAGUAUCCGAUGCGGAUAGCUUUCACACCCUCUCUGUCAUCACACUUUAAUUAAGGAUCUACUACAUUGAUCCGCACCAGGUGAGGUUUUUACAUACACUCGCUGUGAUCAAAAAGAAAAGAAAAAAGAGAGAGAGAGAGAGAGUCUGUGUACAUAUAAUUUAUCAUUUCCAGUUUCAUUUCAUAAUCAUGCAAACAAAUAUUGUAAGUUUUGUGACUAAGGCUCGCACGAUUUUGUUCUUCUUUGACGAUUUUGUUCUUCGAUCUUUGACGAUU
This is a messenger RNA of Tripterygium wilfordii, 724 nucleotides long. RefSeq lists its product as uncharacterized. The record is from RefSeq and is a predicted model, not a curated record. Bases 158 to 499 code for a protein of 113 amino acids. NCBI's taxonomy places the organism in Eukaryota, Viridiplantae, Streptophyta, Magnoliopsida, Celastrales, Celastraceae. The transcript has a single exon.